This is a messenger RNA of Bombus pyrosoma, 7425 nucleotides long. RefSeq names its product protein suppressor of sable (gene su(sable)). Gene Ontology annotation, molecular function: RNA binding; metal ion binding. The record is from RefSeq and is a predicted model, not a curated record. Gene Ontology annotation, cellular component: nucleus. Bases 2789 to 6487 code for a protein of 1232 amino acids. Gene Ontology annotation, biological process: negative regulation of DNA-templated transcription. The transcript is spliced from 9 exons. Lineage: Eukaryota; Metazoa; Arthropoda; Insecta; Hymenoptera; Apidae.
UCAGAAUUCAGCAAGUAUACGAUAAUGAGUUUAUAUAAAUACAUGAAUUGAAGUCAAAAAUAUAAUUUUUCAAAAUAAUUAUCUAAAAAACAUUUAUAUUAAAAAAUAAGAAAACUUCCAAAACGUCUGCAAAUAGUAUGAAUACAAAGCGUGAAAUUCGGGAUACAAUGUUUUUAAUACGAUUAAUAUAUCUACAAGCUCGCUUUCAGACGAAUUGUGCGUAGAAAACCAAGGGUCAACGAAGGCUUGAGGAAUUUGCUCUACAUAAACAGAAGCAAUAAAGAGAAGCGGGAAGGGAGAGGAAGCAAGAGAAAAUCUUAUUGGGGGAAUGCAGGUAAUGGAAACGUGAGCACGUGAUCGUUGAAUACGGUUUCUGAUUGGUUAAACGGAAUCAGCGCUGCUUUCCCUCCCAGCUCGGUACCCGUUCGCGUUGCCCUUCUUCCGAGGUUUCGUACAGCUGCCCGCUCAGAAUAGUUCCAGAUGUGGCCAUGUUUAGUUUGAUCUUUGAAGUUUUCGCUCAUCGUCUCAUAACUGAUACAUUUUUAUACAAUCUGCUGACAUAGUAAUACGCUCUGUCCGACCAUCGUUCUUUUUUCGCCUGCCUGCGACUAGUCUCGUUCAUAAUAACAUAUGUUUUUCUUUUGCUGAGAUAAAUAAUCUAAGUACGCGGAAGUACACGAGAGACGUAAAAAACGCUGUCAAUCCAUCCAGGAUAGACACGAAUCGCGUCGAGUCCGUGCAUUAAAACAUUUUAUUUCUCGAUCAAAUUUCAAUAACAGACGCGCGUCUGAUUAAACUCGCAGUUGUUUUUAUCGGCAAGGCGAGACGAACAAAUUUAUUCGUUGCUCCCUUUCUCUCUCUCUCUCCCAAUUUAUUUUCAAUCGAAAAAAGAGAGCGCUGUUAUCAGAUCACGGAACACACGGGAAUCGUCGAAGUGGAAGCUACGCCUUUACAUUAACUCUACGAAGCUUCGAGUCGUAUCUUUGGGGAAAAACGCUUUUUUCCUUUUCGUUUGAUUAUUACGAAUUUUGAAAAAAGAGAAAAAAGUACGAUAUACGUAUUUCCUAUCGAGCUCUGCUCUUAUCUCCGUAUUUCAUUCGAUACUUAAGAGCGUAAGGAAAAAGAGAUAAUUCUGAAACGCCUACGAGAGCUUAUGGUCGGUCAGCCAUAUGCCACGUCAUGCCACGACGUUGCAGUGGUAAGAUCACGUCAUUUAACGAAAUUUAAUAGCCAAGGAGAGGAGAGACACACAGUGAAAAUCUAUCCAUUUCUUCGCCGAAUCGAGAAGUGCAAAUAGUAAUUUACGGAUAAAUCAGAGAAAUAAAAAGACACUUUAAUUAAACGAGAUAUAUUAGCCUGAAUAUUGUGCUCAGGCGAGAAGAAUUAAUUUGGGAGGAUAAAAAAGAGGUCAGAGACAUGUAACUGAGGCAACGAUAGAAAAAAGACACAGAAAACGUUUUUAAUAAAAACCUCUGGUACGUCCGGUUGUUGGGUGCGCGCACGCGCACGCAAGAGAGAAAGAGAAACGGAGAGACACACGAGAAACACGAUUCUUUGUAGGCUAAUUAGUGUCCUAGUAAACUGAGUAUUUUUGAAAAUUUUUUCAAAUGCUAGAAUUCAGGCACGCGAUUAUUUUCCAAGCAAAGAGCCAUCGAGUGUGGUCGCGUCAAUCGAUCGAAUGAUCAUCGUCGGGCCACAGUGCUAUAUCAUACGGUACAAAACACGAUCGAUCGGGACAAAACAAUGGCAUUAGAGAGUGUUUCCGCGGCUGAGACUCUAAUCCAAAGGUUUGCCUCCAACAUUUUUUAUUCACCAGUCGAAAACAGUCGAAAUUUUUAGGACUGUUUACCAAUUCACGUUACACACAUUUGAACCCCCUCUCCAGAAGCUCCGUGCUGGUCCCCCGCUUUCGUUUCGGUAUAUACCAUUGGCACUAUGAGAAAAAAAAACGGAGUCAUAUUACACUGUUCGAAUACGCGUAACUUACAUCUUUUUGUUCUCUCGUGUCUCCUUUUAUGGUUCUUCAUUGCUCUGAAAUUAAGUCAGCUCUACUCUAGAAUUAUAACAUAAGAUGGUUUAAACGUUGAGUACCUUGGCACGGUUCUUCAGGCCAAGGUUAUCUUCGUGACAAAGAAAUUCUCCGAUAUACAUAUUCCAAUAUUAAAUAGCAGAAAGUAAAUUCAACUUUUUAUGGAAUUAAAAAUGUUCCUUAUGAUAGGCAUUAAUAAAUUUACUUGAAUCAAUAUUCAAGUAAAAUUCCAAGUAAAAAUGUUAGCUUUGUGGUGAUUCAUAAGAUAUGUGUGCAAAUGUUCGUGCGUAUAUCUUAAUUCUUAUAUAUUUAUGACGAUAUUUAUUACGAAACGGAAGUUUGUAUUGAGUAAAAGAAAUAUGCACGGGAUCUUCGGGGAGACGAUAUACAUAUACAGAAGAUAUAUACAUAUAUACAUUUCCCGGUCGAGUACGACGUAUUUAUACAUGUACCUAAUACACAUUCAGAGACUAAAUUUAUACACAGCGCGUAUGUAGAUGUGCGUCAUGUACAUAUGUACAACCUACCUUACGUACCAUGUGUAUACCUUACAUACAUGUGUAUACACGUGAAUGAACGAGACAAACGGGGUCUACACGCGAAGAAAUUCUGACGUACGAUUAUCGAAAAAUGUUACAUGCACUGUUGAUAAUGCUGUAACAAUGACGAUGAGAUAUACUGUAGAAAUAAUGUGAUAUGUUAUAUAUUCGUAUUCAUACUAUUGCAUUGAUGAUGAAUUAUGGUAGUUGAUGAUGAAUAAUGAUGUUAAUAAUGAACACGAUUUGUGGUAAUGAUGAUAAUGAUUUGGAAGAUGGGGAAAUUCCUUCCGAUGAAGAUGAUGAACCUCUGCCACCACCAGUAAAUAACGAUGCCAAUAAAAGUACAUCAAAAGCAGAUGUACCAAAAACUAAAGCUUUUGAUGCUAAAUUCAAUAAAAAUAAGAAAUCAAAUGUUCAAGGAAGUAGCAAGCAUGAUAGAUUUCUAAAAUAUAAAAAUCCAACAGAAGAUUGGGCAGGAGAUGUGGAAAAAGCAAUUAGGGCAGCGUUAGAGGAAGAUGGUACUAGAAAUCAAGAUUCCAAAUCUAAGAGUAAAAAUAAUAGAAAUAAGAGUAGAAAAAGGAUACGGGAUGAAAGAGAGGAAGACCGUAAUAAGGAUCAAAAGAGAAGAAAAGUGAGCGACGACGAAAAUGUUAAUGAAGAUGAAGAUGAAAUGUUAUUUGUUAGGGGCGCUUCGCCUGUUAGGAAGGAUUCGCAAGAGAAUAAUUCUCCAAGACAUACAAACGAACAUGAGAAUUUUGAUAGUAAUUCAGAUUAUGAUGAUAGGCCUAAUGUAAAUCGACAUAGGGAUAAUGAUAACAAGCGUAGUAAUUCAAGAGGAGGUGGAGGUGGGGGAGGACGUAGAGGCGGUAAAAAUGAACGCGGUGGUAAAAAUAAAACCCGUGGACAAAUGCGGAAUGAUAGAAAUGGACGGAGAAAUCAAAAUAAUGACCACAAUCAAGACCCAGAUGCUAUAUGUGUUUAUUUCAUGCAAGGAAAAUGCCAUAGAGGAGAUGAUUGCCCUUUUUCACACAAUGCUUUACCACCUCGAAAGAUGGAACUCUGCAAAUUUUAUCUUAUGGACUGUUGUGCAAAGAGAGAUAAAUGCCUUUAUAUGCAUCAUGAUUUUCCAUGUAAAUUUUUUCAUACAGGAUUAAAAUGUAGUCAGGGAGAGAAUUGUAAAUUUUCACAUCAACCUUUAACUGAGCAGGUGAAAGGGAUUUUGUUAAAACACUUAGAAACAGCACCAAAAGAAAUUCUUGGAGAUUUUCCACGUUUAAGUAGAGAAGGGGCAAUGUUAAUGAUAAAUAAUACAGCUAGAGCAUUAGCGCAGGGUCAAGAAACUACAAAUCAAAAAAUUCCCAGUCUAUUUGAACUAAAUAUAUCAGCUCCAACUGGUACCACAGAAAAGAAUAAUGAAAGGGAAGAAAAAGAAGAACAAGUACAACAGCAGAAAAGUGUUAGAGAAAGGAAAUCGUCAGGUAAGAAAACUCGAUGGGGUUCAGAUGAAGAUAGGGUUCCAUACGAACAAAUCAUGUUGUUACAAUCAUCAGCCAAUGAACUUGGUCUGCAACUUCCUAAUGCUGCAUUGGGUCUAGCAACCCAACAACACUUACAAAAACCAUUAAUGCCCCAAUCUAUGCCAAAUAUGGAUUUUUAUACUGAAGCUAAUAACCUUGAAUUGAACAAAAUAAAUUUAAACAAAGCAAGAGACAGAGAAGAUUUCACAAAAGACGUAGAAGAAGAUGAAAUACUAGAACAGGCAAAAAAGAAAGACACGACACUACUUGAAGAUUCAAAAGAUGUAGAUUUAAGGCAAUUGCUAAAUGCGCAAAAGCCGCCACCUGUUGUUAGUAUAGCUGAUGAAGUAGCAAAUCUUACUAAGUCUAAGUUUGAUGAAGAAAGUGAUCAAGAUGAAGAAACAGAUCUUGUUAUAGAAAUGCCAAUGGAAGAUGACGAUAAGCAGAAAGACAAAAAUACAGAUCAGGAAGAAACAAAUAUCGCAAACGAAGAAACUAAUAAUCACUGUGAUACUUCUUCACCAUGUACGGAAGAGCAAGAAAUACCGGCUCAUUUACCAAAAAAGGCACAGGAAUUGUUCAUGCGUAUUCAGCAACAACAACGGGCAGCACAGGAUAGUUUUAAAAACAUAGAAAAUGAGUUCUCUGCACUUUCGUGCAGACGUACGGAUCAAAUUUUAGAAGAUUGGUAUUCGGACGAUGAGGAUGACGAUGACGAUGAUGAAAGUGGAAAUCUUACGAUAGUACUUUCCAAUAAAGAUACGCUGAAAGAAGAACAUGAAUCUGCAGAAAAGUCACAGAGUAUUGUGAUUAAAGAAGAAUUUCAAACUACACCUUCUGCUCCUACUAUACCUCAGCCAGCAGCUAUUGUGGACAAACUUGGAGACUUAAGUAAGAUUGACAUUAGUGCUGAGGUAUCAAAGUUAUUAUCGUCACUAAAGGCGACGACUGGUAAAUCUUUCCAACAAAAUACCACACAAGAUUAUUCCUCGAAAGUUAAAUCUUCACCGGACAGAAUAUCAUCGGACGAAUCAAACAUUCACAGUAAAAGUAUCAACAUAUUUAAUACUUCAAAUCAGUUAUCAAAAAUUGAAAAUGAAACAUCGAGUCCACGUUCCUCCCCUGGAACAAGUUCUGUACCUGUUUCCAGAGAUCCCCGUAUGUCACGAGAUCCCAGACAACGUCGAGACGAACAGAAAUUGAGCAGCCCUAGUAGAACAGAUAGUAAAAAAGAAUCUAAGCAUCUUAGAUUGGAAACGAGUAUCUACAGUUCCGGCAUUACUGCUGUUGAUACUAACAUGGACACAGAUCUCCGAACUAAGACAGAUCAGGAUCUUCGAAGAAAGGAUAUGGAUUUUAGACAACAAUUCCAAACCGGUUUUGGAGAUACUGAUCUUCGAGUUGUCGGGGCAGGAUUCACCGAUGCGUCUACUAAAUCUGAUGUGGAUUUGCGACAAAUGUUGAGCUUGCCUUUUAAACCGGCACCAUCGCACGUACCUUGUACGGAAAUUGAUGCGAGUAUUUCUUCACAUCCUCCAAUGACGUAUAAAGUAUAUGUUGUUGACAUACCAAGGCCUGAUUAUACAGGUCUUAAACUUACUAAAAAUGAUGCACAGGUGAAAUACGAUCCACGAUUACGUAAAAUUUUUAGAAUCGGUAAAGUCGAAUUAGCUGAUUCUCCCAUGUCUCCACCUCCAAUUAAAAUGGAUACUCCAAAGUCACCCCCGCAAGUCCGAUCCGACCCACGCCGAAAAGCUCUCGAGGCUUCCAAUUUAUCUUCUCAAAAUGUAAAUGCUUCCAUGAUGAAGAAUGUUCAGCAGUCGUCAAUAGAAUUGUCGAACAUGGUGGUGGGACCUGGUGGUAUGUCUGUUCCUCAGGGUAUGCCUGGACCACAAGGUAUGCAAGGAGGACAAGGCAUGAUGCCAAUGGGUCCAAAUCCAAUGCUUGGAAAUAUGGGGCCUAUAGGACCUAUUAUGAAUACUCCCAUGGGCCCUCAAAACAUACCACCUAUGGGUAUGACGGGAAUGUCCAACAUGCCUCCGGGAAUAACCAUGAAUGGACCAGUUGUGCCUCAGAAUCAGAUGAACUUUGAUCCACGUUUUAAUGUUCAACGCAACAAUGGCGCUGGGUUGUUAGGCCCAGCACCUGGUGUAGGCUUCGGACCAGACGUUAAUUCUUCGUACGAUGGUGCGCCAACGUAUCCUAGUGGUAAUUUCAAUAACUUUGGUCCUGGUCCUACUUCAGUGCCUCCAGAUUCUGGUAUGAUGGGAUUCAAUCCGAAUGGUCCGAAUCCAAACUUCGGUAUGGAGGGGCCUGAGUGGAAUGGAACAAACCAAAAUAGACGCGGUGGACGAAUCAGGCGACGAAAUCGAAAUAGGACCAAUAUCGUGAAUAAUAAUUAAGGCAAUAAGCAAUUUCAAGUAGGUACAUAAGCAAAGUACCUGGUGAUAAUUCUCAUUGUAAUUUAAAUUUGUACAGCAUGCAUUAAUGAUAAUGCAUUCAUUUAUGGCGGUCCAGAUUAAUGAUCUUUUGAUUGUGUCAAUUGUACAUGGUGUCAAAUGCUCGAUAGUGAUUAAAUAGCAAAAUAUAAAUUUAAACUAUUGGAAGAAAAAUAUUAAAUAUUGUACAUGAGUUACACUUUGAAGCAUUUCUUUGUAUGAAGUAUAAAUACCAAUGAAUGAUAUAAGUAAUGCUCAUAAUUAUGUGACACUCUAUUUUAUUUAAAAAAUAUAAAUCAUUAUAUACAUGAGAAAUAUAUCAAAUAUAUCUAUGAAUAAUAGCAAAUGAAAUUUUCAGCGAAAAUAUAUAUGUAUAUAUUGAACAUCUUCAUCCAUUUAAAAAGACAUUUAAUAUAUAAGAUAUGAUGAAUGAAAAAUCUGAUUAUAUAGAUUGAUUUAUAUCUUUUUUUUAUGUCUUCCAUGUAUGAUACAUAACGGAAAUACAUACAUACAUAUAUAUGAAUAUAUAUAUGAAUAUAUGUAUGUGUGUGUAUAAUUUAUAUGCAAAUAGUUCUUGAAUUCUAGAAUGCAUAUAAGUUUUAUUAAAUUAUGUUUAGACAGCAUCAGAACGACAUAAAUUCAUUAAACAUGAAACGGCCUAAGGCCUAUUAUUAUAAGUCAAAACACCAAUAAAAUGACAUAGUACAUGAUACAGUAUGAAAAUGCAAUAUUUUAUAAAAAAUUAAUGUACUUAUAAGAGUUUUGAAAAUAAUUGUACAUGGACAUACUUUUUUACUUACAUUAGAAAAGAUAUAGAUAGAUAUCAAAAGAUAUUUCAUUUCAAAUUUUGUAGGGACUGCAGAUUAAAAAUGUAUUUAAAUAAAUGUGAACCUUAUGAUAAU